Molecule: messenger RNA, 309 nt
Organism: Humulus lupulus (European hop)
Lineage: Eukaryota; Viridiplantae; Streptophyta; Magnoliopsida; Rosales; Cannabaceae
Product: probable DNA helicase MCM9
Exons: 3
Coding region: 4-309 (101 amino acids)
Biological process (GO): double-strand break repair via homologous recombination
Cellular component (GO): MCM complex; nucleus
Molecular function (GO): single-stranded DNA helicase activity; single-stranded DNA binding; ATP binding
Source: RefSeq, a predicted model, not a curated record
AGCAUGAGAGAACAUGAUAGAGCAACCAUACAUGAAGCAAUGGAACAGCAAACUAUAAGUGUUGCCAAGGCUGGUCUUGUGACAACUCUAAGUACAAGGACCAUCGUUUUUGGCGCAACAAAUCCAAAGGGACAUUAUGAUCCUGAUCAAUCUCUAUCUGUCAAUACUGCACUCUCUGGUCCCUUAUUGAGUAGAUUUGAUAUAGUCCUUGUCCUUAUAGAUACAAAAAAUCCUGAAUGGGAUGAGGUUGUGUCAUCUCACAUUCUUUUUGAGGUAUUCCACUCAUUAAUACCACCCUCUACAUUGUGA